Molecule: messenger RNA, 702 nt
Organism: Rhodotorula toruloides NP11
Lineage: Eukaryota; Fungi; Basidiomycota; Microbotryomycetes; Sporidiobolales; Sporidiobolaceae
Product: oxidoreductase-like domain containing protein
Exons: 3
Coding region: 1-702 (233 amino acids)
Cellular component (GO): mitochondrion
Source: RefSeq, a predicted model, not a curated record
AUGACUUCACGAGCGACCUACCUCCGUCUCUCGCCCCUCACGAACCGCUGGACGCGCACAACCCGUCCCUUCAACCUCUCCAAACACGCUCGUCCCCUCCCCGCGCCUCCUGCUCGCACGAAAGGGGUGAAGGAACCGUUUGAGACGUUGGUGGCGGAUUUGACGCCUGUGCCGGGGGUGCAGGUGCCGCGGCUGGAAGCGGGUGCGAGGGAGGGGGUGCCGAGAGCUGGGAUGGCGGUCGAGGGGGAUGGUCAGGCGAUGCCUGUCGGAGCUGGAGAGGGAGAGAAGGUGAAGGCGGAGCAGAGCACGACGAAGGGCAAGGCGUGGAUGGGCGUCGAGAUCCCUCUCAAGCCAGCGGCACCGGAGGAAGGCGAAUGCUGCAUGUCAGGCUGCGCCGUCUGCGUCUACGACCUCUACCUCUCCGACCUCGAACACUUCCAACUCUCCCUCGCCUCGGCCCGCAAAGCAAUCAUGGCUCGUCUCGAUGCGCUUCCUCCACACGAGAAGGAGCAGAAGAUGAAGGAGUGGCCGGACGAGUUGGGUGAUAAGCCGGGAGAAGGGGUGGUUGGGAAGGAGGGAGGUGUGGAUGCAAAGAAGGAAGCGGAGAAGGAGCUGGAGAGGGAGCGCAAGACGCUCGAUCCGACUGUCAGGGCCUUCCUCGAGAUGGAGGCGCGCGUCAAAGCCAAGGGCAAGGACCGAUGA